AUGCCGGCUGUGGCUGCUGCCCCGGCUCGUUUCUACUCGGACAAGCCGACCCCGGAGGCCAAGGCGUCUUCGAUCAUUGAUGCGCUGCCCGGCAACAGCCUGAUUUCGAAGACCACCUGGGUGACCAUCGGCGCUGGUCUCACUGCGUUCGCUGUGUCGAACGAGCUCUACGUGGCGAACGACGAGACCGUUAUCCUUGCUGGUUUCUUGGUCUUCGCUACCCUGAUCGGCCGCACGGUGUCGAAGCCGUACGCGAACUGGGCGAACUCGUACAUCGAGAAGAUCUCGAACAUCCUGAAUGAGGCGCGCCAGGGCCACACCAAGGCCAUCCAGACUCGCAUUGACGCUGUCAAUGAGAAGAAAGAUGUGGUGGACAUCACGAAGGCCAUGUACGCGCUGGCGAAGGACACCGUCCAGGCCGAGAAGGAGGCGUUCGAGCUGAAGCAGAAGACACAGCUGGCCGCUGAGGUCAAGGCGGUGCUCGACAGCUGGGUGCGCUUCGAGGCUCAGGAGCGUGAGGCCGAGCAGGCCCUGCUCACCGAGACGGUGAUCAAGAAGGUGGCCGACAGCCUGCGCGAGGAGAAGUCGCAGAAGCAGAUCCUCGACAGCGCCGUGUCGGAGAUUGAGCAGCUCGUCAAGAGCAAGAAGAUCUAA
Malassezia sympodialis ATCC 42132 is the source of this 654-nucleotide messenger RNA. It is a transcript of the gene ATP4, whose product is annotated as F1F0 ATP synthase subunit 4. Gene Ontology annotation, biological process: proton motive force-driven ATP synthesis. NCBI's taxonomy places the organism in Eukaryota, Fungi, Basidiomycota, Malasseziomycetes, Malasseziales, Malasseziaceae. The record is from RefSeq and is a predicted model, not a curated record. Gene Ontology annotation, molecular function: proton-transporting ATP synthase activity, rotational mechanism.